AUUUGCAUGUCGUAGCGUGACGUAUGCAAUGCGCAGUUUGGCGUCUGCGCAAUACCGGAAGCAAAUAAAAGCUCUUUAGCUACAGCUACAUCUCUUCUAAAUAUUUGGUGAACAAGAGAUCGACAAAACAAACAGGUUGCUGCGGGAAUCUCUUGAAUGGAAGUGGCUAGGCCCAGUGCGAUGGGUCCAGAGAGAAUAUUGCCGAACUCAGAGGAGGAUCUAGUGCAGGAUCGACCUUUGGAUACCGCUGUACCAGAGGAGUGGAACGGAGAGGAUGAGGAUGAAGGAGGUGCUGAAGACGAGGAUGAAGCCAAUGAAGGCUAUUAUUAUCAACCUCUUAACCAAGACCCAGACGGGAUGAUGAACAACACACAGACAGAGGCUGCCGAUGAAGGAACCGUCGCUGACCAGCUACAGGAGGUCCAGGAGAGAAUAGAGGCCAUGGGUCUGUUCUUACCUCAGCCUCCACCCCCAGACAGUGAUGAAGAGGAGGACCUUGAAGGAGCAGCUGCUCAUAUGAGUCACGCAUCUAUUCCCAUGGAUGAAGAUCAUGUUGAACUGGUGAAACGAACCAUGGCCGCUAUAAAUUUGCCAACGCUGGGUAUCCCUGCCUGGGCCCGGGACAUCUCGGACGACCAGUGGAAGGAUAUGGUCCAGCAGACACUUCAGACCAGACAAAGCUCUGCAGGACUGAGACUGGAACGCAAGUGAUGAAGCUGUUUCAUCUCGUCCACUACAAACAUUAAAAGCGUCUGACACACAGUAGAAACCACGUGAAAUAUGGACUGAAGUUCUUGAAAUUCAAAUUAUUUACUUUUUAGUUGUUGUGAGUCUGAAUCCAAAGUUAUGCAGUGUUUAUAUCUUACUCUUAAAAUACAAUUAAUACUUAAAGUCGAGAAUUUUUGUAAGAUUGGUGGCUAUUGCGCAAAUGUAUAGACAUUAAGUGUUGUUUGAGUCACGUUUAUCUGAUUGUUAUCUGAAAUGUGCAUCUUGCACUGCUAAGACUACACACAUCACCAUCUCUUCUUUUCUUUCUUUAUUUUUGUUCUGUACAUACAUGAACAUCUGUACAAAAUAUGACUUUCAUACUAUGUAAUGCUCAACCUAAUUAAAGUACAACAUAUGUACAUAUGACCUGGAAA
Molecule: messenger RNA, 1142 nt
Organism: Misgurnus anguillicaudatus (oriental weatherfish)
Lineage: Eukaryota; Metazoa; Chordata; Actinopteri; Cypriniformes; Cobitidae
Gene: mea1
Product: male-enhanced antigen 1
Biological process (GO): spermatogenesis
Source: RefSeq, a predicted model, not a curated record